AGGAAGUAGCCAUCACCCGCAGCGUUUCUGAUCAAUCUCGUCGAUUGUGAAAACAGAAACAGCUACAGACCAUACAAUAUAUGCAAUACAAAGCACAUGAACGCCAAUGCAAAACUAUAAACGGUUGCUAAGCUAAGCAAUUAAGGGGUUCUAGAGAAGACAACGUGAAGACAUUAGCCGUUAAACAUCUGACAAAAAUGGACAAUUUCGAAACCCCAUACGAAGAAGAGGCUGCGUUUGUUGAAUGCACGGUCUGUGAUAAAUCCAUAAGGGGGGAGACCUUGUACAAGAUACACCUGACUACACCCGGACAUAGAAAGAAAGAGGAUGUCCUUGUUGCUUCAGGGGUUGCUGUCAGACAUCCCCGCAUACCGGAAUUUGAGGACAUUUUACAAUAUCUGGAUUACAUGAAGCUUGAUGAGCCCAUCAUUGGUUUGAACUAUUUGGAGGAACUGCCUAGUAAUGACCCGCAGGCAGGCCCCAAAUACACAUGUAAGAUGUGUUUUCACAAGGCAAACCUACCGGAAAUGGUCCAUCAUGUGAUUGGACGUAAACACCGGCAGAAAUAUGUGGAACUGAAACGGCCAGACUUGGUGACCUGGAAUAAACAAUCCAUAAUAAUCCACGGAGGAAAGAUUUUACGGACAAGAGCAGAGAUAAUAGAGAGACAGGAUGGACGAGGAACUCCAGUGCCAAUGGCAAAAAAGGGGAUGGAAGGCAAAUUGAAGUUCUCAAGAGUUCCCCCAAGGCAGAAACAAAAUAGGGAUGGGAACUUUAUACAGAGUUUGACGCAACGAGAUGGGCCGUCACACCUACCAGACCUCAGGGACGAUCAGGAUGAGUACUCUCACCCAGGGAGGUUUCCCCCAGGUCACCCAGAUUCAACGCCAUUCCCUCCAGAAGACACUUACAUGUUGGGCAGAGACAGACCGAUGUACCAACGAGAGGACACUCUCAGCCAUGGCCGCAUGGAAGAGGAGCUGCAGAGGGCGGAUCUCAGGGAAAGUCGUAUGUACAGACGAGAGCAAAUGGACCCAGAUUAUCGUACAGAGUAUGAAGAGGAAUAUGCCGAAAAUCCACAAAGAAGAGCCGUACCCGAACCAGGUGGUGAUCCCCGGUAUGAUUCAAAGCAGGAGAUGCCCCAUGGCCAGGCCCAGCAUGUAGAGUAUUACCCAGACGAGGCUCCUCCUUACAGAAAGCCCUACCCAGAGCGAGAUCCACUGAAGGAGUUCUACACUGAUGAAGUAAGGAGGCGUGGGCGAGUUCCAUCUGAGUACCCGCCCUCGCAGCGGGUGCACCCAGAAGGCGAUGAGCAGCGCUGGUCUCUGGACAGGGAAUCCGGUAGACGUGACAGUAUGAAUGGAGCGGGCAGGCAGGGAUCGAGUGAACCAGAGGCCAAGAGAAGGAGCUUUCCCACAUCUUCGGAGAGUGACCAGACGCCUGAUGGCCAUUUGUUUCACUUUGUCAGAGAUUACCGUCAUGAAAUGAGAGAACCAUAUCAAGAGGAGGCAGUUGCCAACCCCGGGCAGAGCAGAACAGGACCCCCCACCUCGCAGAGACGACUUGAAGCUACCAGGGCCAUCUCUGACAUCCCGGAGCCAUUCAGACGUUUCCUGAAAGGGGCCGCUAAUGAUGAGGGACACGGUAAAAGAAAACGAAAGAGUCGCUUCUCUGACGCCACUGCGGAGGAGGUGGAAACCACAAAGGAGAUAUUCAGCGAUGAGUAUGGACCUCCGAAUCCAAAGUUUGGCGGUCGUCCUCGACCUGUCCAUGGAACACAACAUCCUGACCACUACAUAGAAUCACAGGCCCCGCAUCAUACUGAAAGCUACCAAAGAGAAGGCUCUGAGUCGAGGGGUGUCUUUGAUAUGCUGAAAAACAUUGAAAUUGAAAAUGCAGAAGAGGCUGACUUCCUGAAGAACAAACUUUGCAACCUUCUGAAAGAAUUCAAGACCAAAAAAUCUGAGAAAGCUGUGCAAAAUAGCCAAGGUCGAGAAGCCAUCUCCAAAAGCUACAACAGCUUUAACCCGGACCCAGAGCCGUUUCCAAGACAUCAGUAUGACACAACCCACAGAGAAGAUUCAGACCUUAGACGACCAGAAGACCUCUACUUUAGAGAAGAUCACAGAGGAAGAGACUGGCAACAGCAUGAGCAUCUAGCUGACGAGCAGCUAAAUGAAUACCACCAUCCUCUACGUGGGGAGCCCAGACAGUCAAACAGGAGCCGUUAUGAAGAGGUUUUUGGGGGGCCCAAGACGCAACAUGCAAGCCAUCGGGAUGAGCCUGCACGUUAUCCUGAUAGAUUUGAAGAACCCAUGCACUCUCUAGACUAUCCACACGCUGCUAAUGAGUUUAUGGACUCCCAAUCCUCUGCACCUCCGCGCCGCAUGGAACGAGGACAAAGGAUGGACCGGGGCCUUCGGUACUCCAACAACCUGGACAAAAUCACCUCCACCCUCCUGGAACUUGUUGCAAGGAAAUAAUUUACAUAGAAGUUCUGUAGACAUUUGGUGUGAAAACGUUAUUUGAUAUAUAAUGUCCCUCUUCUGUGCAGGUGUUUUUAGUUUAUUUGAGGUAGACAUUUGUAACAUUGGUUCUUGAAAAAUGUUUAAGUCUAAGUUUGAACAUUAAAAGAUUUGU
Molecule: messenger RNA, 2640 nt
Organism: Anoplopoma fimbria (sablefish)
Lineage: Eukaryota; Metazoa; Chordata; Actinopteri; Perciformes; Anoplopomatidae
Exons: 13
Coding region: 198-2483 (761 amino acids)
Source: RefSeq, a predicted model, not a curated record